Molecule: messenger RNA, 4536 nt
Organism: Mizuhopecten yessoensis (Yesso scallop)
Lineage: Eukaryota; Metazoa; Mollusca; Bivalvia; Pectinida; Pectinidae
Product: LIM homeobox transcription factor 1-alpha-like
Exons: 7
Coding region: 545-1504 (319 amino acids)
Biological process (GO): regulation of transcription by RNA polymerase II; neuron differentiation
Cellular component (GO): nucleus
Molecular function (GO): DNA-binding transcription factor activity, RNA polymerase II-specific; RNA polymerase II transcription regulatory region sequence-specific DNA binding
Source: RefSeq, a predicted model, not a curated record
AGAGGACUUCCAUUAUCGUAGGGUGCAACGCUAGUUUUUCUUUCCUUCGCGAUCGACUGGCUGUCGAUAAAGCAGUUUGACUAUGUGCAGUCGACUAUUUUGGUAGUGUUGAUAUAAACAAUAUGCUGAAAUAUAAUCUCACCGUGAAAAACUACUAGAGCUGCUUGGAAUUUAAAUUUGUAUAUCAGAAGCAGGAACGAUCGAAUUGAAUCUCGAUAAAAGGUCUGUCGUGGCUUUAAAUGCCCCAGUGUGAAGACUGUACUGUGACUGACGGGUCGGUUUGGGGUUGUUUGGGACCGGGGCGCCGAUAGGACAUGUGUGGCUGGUACACGGACCGGUAAGGACACACGCUCGCCUGGACCAGAACUAGCUACGUAUACCUAUUUAAAACAUGCAUUUCAGCGUGGCGAGCUAGUCUGUACACAGUGACACACACUUGUAGUACAGGUGAAAUAAUGACAGCCUGAUACACAGGUGAUCAUAUAUAUAUAUAUGAUACAUAUACAGGAUACACUUAGGAAUCAGGAUCACAUAAAAAGGUACGAUGCCUACCUUGGAAAUGGAACAAUGUGCAGGCUGUCAACACUCAAUUGAGGACAGGUUCUUACUGAAGGUCCAGGACCAUUUCUGGCACGAGACGUGUCUACUUUGCGCCAUCUGUCGGCUUCCUCUGUCCGGGUCGUGUUUCGUCAAGGAUCAACAACUGUACUGCAAACACGACUAUGACAAACUUUUCCGGGGGCGGUGUAAUGGGUGUGGCUACAACAUAUCGUCGGAGGAGUUGGUAAUGAAGGCCAUGGGCAGCGUUUAUCAUCUCCACUGUUUUCGGUGUAUAGAGUGUCGACAAAUCCUACAGCGGGGUGACCAGUUCGUCAUCAAAGAUGGUCAACUCUUCUGUCGCUUCGACUUCGACAAAGAGUUCAGCGUUUUAUCCUACAGUCCUAAAGAUGCUAUGGACGACGACAGCGACAGUUAUGAGGAUAUGGAUACCGACAAUGAGCGACAUACGAAACGACCGCGGACGAUACUGACGACGAGUCAACGACGCAAGUUCAAGGCCGCGUUUGAGAUUAACCCCAAACCAUGUAGAAAAAUACGAGAACAGUUGGCUGCUGAAGCUGGACUCACUGUGAGAGUCGUACAGGUGUGGUUCCAGAACCAACGAGCGAAGGUGAAGAAAAUGUCACGACGUCAGAGUCCGGACUCAUGCGGUAAAGACCGGAAGCGGAAAGGGAAGAAUUCUGAUUUAGAUCAAGAUCGAUUUCCGGUCCAGGAGGGGGAUGAGAACAGAAAAAGGUUUUCUGCCGACAUGGACGGGACUGUGUUUCCUGUUGUGGACGGAUCCAAUAUAUUUAUGGACAUGCCAACAUCAUCGGACGAUUCAGCUGGUUCGCCAGAACAAAAAUCACAGGAAGUUGCGCAGGACGGAAUGAAAAAUGGAUGCGUAACCAAUCACAUCAACAAACUGUAUUCAAUGCAGACCUCGUAUUUCUGUGCGGAGUAAUACAAAUAUGUGUAAAGUUCGACAACGGUCCGUUUCCGAUGUGUUGUUUAUAUGUGAAUGACAGAAUGGCGUAUGACUGUUAUACAGCGCGACGUCCAUGGUGUUGAUAUAAUACAAUAGGACUUUGAUAAGUACGAUACAAUACGGCAGACACCAUCCGAUCAGACAUUCCGUGGUGGGACCUACAAUCGUACACACAUCAACAGGAGAUACGGACAGUUGUAAAUAAUUCUCAUUCCGCCCAAACAGGAGACAAGAAUCUACACCUUCAUAAAAGUUUACUAUGAAAACUGUGUUAAGACUGCAUAAACGGAUGACGUCAUGGCAGGUCUGUCGACAGCCUGUCAGAAAAUGACGUGUCUGUGGAUCCCAAACUGGCACACAAAGGAAGGGGUUACGUGUACUUUACCGCAGUCCCAAGAUUGUGUGGUCGCGUCCUCCUCAGACAGUAGUGCGCAAGCUCGUCCACGUGACGAGCACAAGGAAUAACCUAGCAGCAAUAUAUAUGCCAUAUCAUAUUUACAAUUUAUUUUUUCUCCAUAUUUUCAGAUAAUUUCACAUUUUUAUUACAUGACAGUUUGGAUUUAGAAAUUGAACAACCUUUAAUGUAGACACAUCGCCCUGAGACUAUCUUCUGGCGUUGUCGAGUGCUACACGGCGUCGUUAAACUACACUAUGAAGUAGCUACUGACUUUUAGUACCUGUCUGGUGAACAAAAGCGCCAUCCCACACCGAUCGCUCAUUAACAGUUUAAACUUAUCAAUGACUUUUCAGAUAUUCCCUCCGGGCUGUGUUAGCUCAUGUGAUUAUCAUUAAGAAAAGACAAAAAACCUGAAUAAUUGUUAUAUUUCACUAUAGGUAUGUAAACGUACUUCCGGUAUAGCUUUAACAGGUCAUUUAUCUAACGUAUUAGAAAUAUAUAAUAUUGAAAGAAGAAAAAUCCUCCUCUUUGACGCUUUUGCGCGUUUUUCCAAAUAUAAUACUUAGAACCAUAUUCUUACGUGUAGUGCUCGUGACCCACUUCCGUAGAACGUCCUUAAAAGACUUGAGCUGUUAAUAGGACCUUACAAAAAUAAAACCAAAUCACUACCGUAGAAUUCAGUUUGAUUUUUUUUUAUGCAAACUGUAAUUUCACAUAUGGCAUGUUUAACAGGGCCUCAUCGUUGAUUUUGGUUUGUAUCGUUUAUUUUUUAACGAAGAACAUCACAUUAUCAUCACGCAUCACGUCAUCAAAGUUUGUGUACUUAUGUAAUGUCACCAGAACACCAGUGCGGAGUACGUUUCUAUUUGGUAUUUCAAAAUGAUGAUUUACUGUUGUUCGUGUCGUACUAUCAACACAUCGCGAUAUUUUUUCUCUAACCAUCCCCAGAUAAACAAUUCGUUUGAUGAAGUGCUUGAAGAUUAGUUUUGAAAGGAUCUCUAUAAUAUCAUAUCAAUAUUCCUUCUUGAAGACCAGUAGAAUGUUGCCAUGUUUCUGUCCAGACGUUUAGGUUUGAGGAUGUUAGUGUGUAUAACGUUAUUUAUUUAUUUAUUGAGUAUGAAUCCGACAGCACUUUAUCUAUAUGGGGAUCAGACAGGAAUCAGAUAUGGUAGUAUUAUACACGUUUUAUUCGCAUUCGUUUCGUGAAUAAUCACAUAUUAAUUGUUUUUUUCUGAUUUUAUAGAUGAAUCAAUUAUCGCUUUCACUGUACUAGUUUUCAGUUUAAAAAAUAAAUUAGAAUAAGAAUAAAACAUUUACAACAGAUCGUAUUGUAUUGUUCAACAACGUUGAAUUUCAAAUGAGAAAUUAAAAGCUGUUUUUGUUGAUACCCGUGUCUUAUUCUACAAAGCAUGAAUUAAACAUAACGAUGAUCCGGUUUGAAAAUUUUAACCCACUUGUCUUUGUUCGGGUUAUAUUUCUAGUUGAACAUCCUCGUGUCAACCCAGAGUUGUAUCACAGUAUGCUUAGCGGAAUAUCGUUGUUAUUACACGAAUCAAAUUCUUUGUUAGUCAUGUGUAAUGUAAAACGUUCUACAAUGUCUCCCAUGACGACUACAAAGAGUCGUGACAUGUUCAUGUACUGAGCCAAGCUUAUUGUCUGAACAUGUCUAUCUCAUCUUCACAGGGUUUCUGUCGAGUAUUAGAAGUUGUCCAUUUUAACUCAUACUACAUUUAAUGUAUGUCUUACUGGCGUUUUGUCCCUAUAUGUAUGUCUUAUUCAUGUUUUGUCCCUAAAUGUAUGUCAUAUUAAUGUUUUGUCCACAGAUGUAUGUCUUAUUCAUGUUUUGUCCCCAGAUGUAUGUCAUAUUCAUGUUUUGUCCCAAGAUGUAUGUCUUAUUCAUGUUUUGUCCCUAAAUGUAUGUCAUAUUCAUGUUUUGUCCCUAGAUGUAAAUCUUAAUAAUAUUUUGUCCCUUGAUGUAUGUCUUGCUUGUGUUUUGACACUGGCGUAUGGUCCCCGGAUGUUUUUUUAAUCUUGGCGUUGUGUCCCCGGAUGUAUAUGUUUCUGGUGUUUUGUUCCCGGAUGUAUACGCCACUGGUGUUUUGCCGCCGAUGUAUAUGUUACUGCCGUUUUCUCCCGUAUGUAUGUGUUCAUGGUGUUUUGUCCCGGAUAUAUAUGUCAAUGGUGUUUUGUCCCGGAUAUAUAUGUCAAUGGUGUUUUGUCCCGGAUAUAUAUGUCAAUGGUGUUUUGUCCCGGAUAUAUAUGUCAAUGGUGUUUUGUCCCGGAUAUAUAUGUCAAUGGUGUUUUGUCCCGGAUAUAUAUGUCAAUGGUGUUUUGUCCCGGAUAUAUAUGUCAAUGGUGUUUUGUCCCGGAUAUAUAUGUCAAUGGUGUUUUGUCCCGGAUAUAUAUGUCAAUGGUGUUUUGUCCCGGAUAUAUAUGUCAAUGGUGUUUUGUCCCGGAUAUAUAUGUCAAUGGUGUUUUGUCCCGGAUAUAUAUGUCAAUGGUGUUUUGUCCCCAGACUCUGUAGUUCAUAUCUCAUGCACGUGUUUAACACGCCUGUAUAUAUUAUUACAUCGUAUUUAUUUAUAAUACAUUACAUCGCAAUAAAAGUAUC